AUGUUGAGCGCAUUCGCCGCUCGCAAGGCACAGGCCGCGAACGCGCCGCCCACCUCUGCCUCAGCUCCACCCCAGCCGGUCUCGAGCAGCAAUGUUAUCCAACAGCAGAUUCCGCAGUCUCCGAUCUCUGCCCGACCUAUCUCCAAGCGAAAAUCAAGUUCGCAGCAGCAGACCCUGCCCUCAUCGAAGAAGCACAAAAAGAAACGCGAGCCGGAGGUGAGGCGCGUGCGGUACUUUGAAAACGCGCUGGAAAGGCGCGAGCCGGAUCUGAUCGUGAUCGACUCUGAGGAGGAAGUGGAGGUGGAAGCGGAUGAAUCGACGACACCGACAACGACAUCUCGCCCGCCCCAGACUGGGCAGCGUGCAUGGUCUCCUAGUGCCCCCUUAAACGACUCUUCCGAAGACGAAGAUGAGGAGGAUCAAAGUGAUACUUCAAGGGCUCCCGCCAGCACUCCGCUCGUUCCGCACAUCCCUUUCACGACGUUCCAUGCAGUCCCUGACGAGACGCUCUUCUGCCUCGGACAUGAAGAAAAGCUGCUCUUGGGUCUCUCCGGCGAUGCGCCGGCCUCGCUGCUUGUGCUGACGCCGGGGCAAACACUCACCUUGCUCGGCGUCUAUGCGCUCACCGUCAUGCGCGGCGCGGUAUCGCUGUAUGGCGUCAUGCUGAACGCGUCUCCGGCGGCGCAACGCGUCUACGCGCCGAGGAGCUCGGCCCUGCCCGUACUCAAGGCCAUCGCGACGUCUGCGCGUGCGGGGCUGAACAAGCUGGACGUGCCGCCGAGAGCACGGGCCGCAUGUGCGGAGGGGCGAGCGGUCGUGGUGUUGCAGCAGCUCAAGACGGGAGUGGAGGGACUUGGUCGGAUCGUGCAGACGUUCGGCGGUGUGUUCGAGCCGUCAAGACGGAUGGACGAGGCGGAGGACGUGCUCCAGAUCCCAGGCGUGUAUGCGGUAUGUGCUAUCAUUGCAUUCAUUGGCACACAUACCGAUUGCAGUCCAAAGGUCGCGCGUCAAAGCAAGGAUCUUUUGCCAUUCGUGAUUUCCCCAAGUUGGGAGGCCGGCCUGGCCUCCGUGUCUGAUGCUCCGUCCGGGAUAUUUCUCAUCAAAGGCCACAAAAAGGCAGGGAAAAGCACUUUUUGUCGGACAUUAGUGAAUCAGUUGCUUGGCAGAUUCAGCAAGGUGGCCUAUCUUGAAUGCGAUCUAGGACAAUCUGAAUUCACGCCCGGUGGGUUGGUGGCUCUGAAUAUUGUUGAAAAGCUCGUGUUUGGCCCUCCGUUCUCACACCCAAGCAUCCCGAAUUACGCUCACUACAUUGGGCAGCUGACUCCGCGGUCUUCGCCCUCGCAUUAUCUAAGUGCGAUACAAUCUGCGAUAGAAAGCUAUCAGCUGGAUGUCCAGACGCCAGCGACCCCGGGACCGGAUGAAGGACGGAUAUCAGCCUGCAUCCCGCUUGUGGUGAACACGAUGGGCUGGUCGAAAGGUCUGGGGGCUGAUCUGACGCUGUCAAUCGAAGCGAUCGUGCGCCCGACACACAUCUUCCAAUUCGAGCCGCCUGAAACUCACGCGGUCCCGGAUGAUCUACCUGCUGCCCAUAUCCAUCUUCUCCAGCCCAUAGCGCCAUCCGGGCUGUCGGAUACGUUCACAGCCUCGGACAGCCGCGCGAUCUCGAUGCUCUCGUACUUCCACGCCGUUUUUCCCCACGGAAAAACGGGCGGUGAUGGAGAAUCGGAGGAAAUGCCGGAGGCGGAGAUGCGAGCAGAGAGCUGGAACACAGCAGUGCCGCUGAGCGGUCGUGCGCCGUACGAGGUCGAUUGGGCUGCCGCAUUCGACAAAAUCGUGCUGAGUGGCGCUGGAGCCGAAGAUGUCGUUCCCUCCGAGAUCGAUCGGGUCCUCAAUGGCGCUUUGGUCGGUCUCGUCGCUUGUGAACCGGGAUCACUCGAUGUGCAGAUGUCAGCAAAUCCAGUUCCCUCUGGAAACUCUAUUCCCUACACUCAGGGCGAUGGGCCACCAUCAACUUCAACCUCGAACUGCCGCGGCCUUGCUUUCAUCCGGGCAGUUUCGCCCAACGCGUGCCACAUUCUCACCCCUCUCCCGCCGCGGUACCUCGCGAACGGCCGAGUCCUAGUCAAAGGCGAAAUGGAACUCCCAGUUUGGGGGAUGCUUGACUUUCGGGAGCAGGGCGAGAACCCCAAAGCCCCAUUUCUACAGUGGGAUAAAAGUGAAGGCCUAGGCGCGGAAAAGCGCCGGAUUCGGCGAAAUUUGAUGCGCAAGGGACAGAUGUAA
Mycena citricolor is the source of this 2280-nucleotide messenger RNA. The record is from the annotation of a GenBank genome assembly. Lineage: Eukaryota; Fungi; Basidiomycota; Agaricomycetes; Agaricales; Mycenaceae.